Molecule: messenger RNA, 2886 nt
Organism: Pomacea canaliculata
Lineage: Eukaryota; Metazoa; Mollusca; Gastropoda; Architaenioglossa; Ampullariidae
Exons: 11
Coding region: 904-2190 (428 amino acids)
Source: RefSeq, a predicted model, not a curated record
ACUCUCUCUCGCUCGCUCGAUCGCACGCGCACGCACGCAAGCGCGCAGCUCUCGCUCGCACGCAAGCACACACACGCAAGCACUAUCGCUCCCACGUGCACGCACGCAAGCACACACACUCGCUCGCGUGGAAGCGCACGCAAGCCCAACACACACGAUCUCUCGAACGCGCAAGCAUACAAGCGCACACACACACACUCGAUGGCUCGCGCGCUUUUGAUCUCCACGUAUCGAUCGUUCUCCUCUCUCUCUCGCUCUCUCGCGUGCACGCCCACUCUCUUUCUUGAACGGGCACAUUAUACCUUCUCUCUCUCUCGCAUGUGCAUGUACACCAUAUACUAACCCCCUUUCUCUUGAAUGUGCACGCACACACACAUAAUAAAUAAAAAAGAAAUAAAUAAGAUUAAAAUGAAGAGAUGAAGAAACACGUGCAGUAUUAAGAAAAUAACAGAAAUUACCUCCAUAAUUUUUUGUGGUUUCUGUGGUCCAAUUUACUGAGCUACGUGCAUUUAAGUAUAUUUAUUGAAAAUGUAUUAACAAAAAAAAUCUACAAAAAAAAAGUUAAGGUAUUCUCUCGCUCUUUUUUUUUCUUAACUCGUUCUCUAUUCUCCUUCUCGCGCACGUACAGAUCUGUACACACGCACACACUCUGUCAUUUGCAAUUAACAGUAGUUAAAAAUGAAGUUAAUAACGUCCAAAUUUGGUGUAGUCAAAUUAAACUCCGAGGUUGAAUUGAUCCCAACUGGACCCUUCAACUUCAGCUGAAAACAAACAAUUAACCCUCCCUCAUCCCGCCCUUUUCAGGGGAACUAACUACUUCACAGUCCAGUUGCAGUUCCGUGGCGCGGAAAUAUAAUCAAGAGACUGUACGACAUACUAGCUUUGGAUCUGUUGAGUUUGAUCAUGGAGCUGACGAAAAAAAGAAUUACUGCAUUUAAUGCCUUUUGCAGCCAAAAGCAAAAGGAUGAUCCCCAGAUAGGUCUCGGCUGCAAACUGUGGUCGAGAGAAUGGCGUAGCAUGGGACCUGUAGAGAGGGAAGAUUACCAAAAAAUAGCCAAGGGUUUGUCCUUAAAAGGACUAAGCCCGGAUAAAUGUUACCGAAACAUAGUAAAACUGAUAAAAGAACUACAGGAAAUGCCAGACUCACAGUAUGAGUCUGUGUGCGUCCUCAGUUUGCAAAAUAAUCAAUUCGCUUGCAAGGGAUUUGGUCCACUAACACAUAUGCUAGAUGACUUCGAAAUGAAUAGCACGAUCUUUGGUUUUGUUUCUAGAAUAAGUGAAAAAGCUAAGAAAGAGACUGUAAUUUCUCUGAGGGGAAAAGUAAGGGAGAAGCUGUCAAAAAUUGCUAAACGGGAUCUUGGCCUAAAUCAGUUUCCAUACAAAAGAUUACAGCGGGGAGAAUUUGAGGUAGAAGGAGUACCAUCAUCUCUUUUGCCUCUGAAGCCCCUUUUAAAGAUGAAUAGCUUGGAAUUAAAACAGCUCAUGGACAGCGCUGUAUCAAUCAAGAGGAUAUCUGCAACACAUCUGGCAAGUCACCGUCAUUCCCCUGAAGAUGCAACAGAAGAGACACACCAUACACCAAACACAGUUAUGUUACACUGCAGUGACACAAUACAUCAGAUAGACCACAAUAAACACACAUAUGACACAGUGCAGCAGAAAGACCCCAUUGAUAUAUCACAUCCCAUACCACACACUGUCCACCACACAGGCAUAAUGCAGGCACAAGACAAAGAGAACAGAGAUACAUCACAGGUUCAGAUGCAGACAGGUGACUUGAGCAGGAAUUUCACAUUGGAGUCUUCUGGUGGUACUCAGCAGCAGACUGCUGUUUUGGGUGACUCUGGCGAGCUUGUUUCAGGCUAUACAAACAAAGAAAAUGAAAGUGGAAAUCCCCAGCAGAUAACAGCUUCCAUUGUACAUCUUGGUUCAACCACAACCCAAGUUCAACCCAAGCCUAAAAGGCAAAGACUUAGAUGGAACUCAGAGGCACUGAAAGCAUUAGAAGAUAGCCUUGGCCCUCUAUUUGCUCUGGAUGGUCCCUUACCUGGAUCUGACCGCCUAGAGCACAUUAGAAAUAGUAAGCAAGUUUUACAGAAAUAUAGUGUACAGCAAAUAUAUCAAAAGCUCUUUAAGAUGAUUAACAAAAAGAAAAAACAAGAAGAGAGUAAGACAUUUGGACAGAACUAAAGCUAAGGAGAUAGACUUUCCCAUCCACAGCAACAGAAAAUAUUGGCUUGUGACAUUAUUGCAUAUGUAAACAUUUUUAUAUCACUUUUAUGGAUGCUUUAAUUUUGUGAAUCGAUGUUUUAAAUACAUUGUGAAAUAUUUUAGGAAAAUUUUGAGUAUACUGAUAGCCACUCAGUAGUUGAACUGUUAGAUAAUGAGACUAUGCUAACAACCUAAGAAUCUCAAAUAUAUACAUAAUGAUUUCAGUUUUAAAUGAACGGUAAUCCUGAUUAAAUGUGGUUGUAGGUGCUUUAGUCAUCUAUUUCACUUUUGUUCAAUGAUAUAUGUAUUAUUCUAAACUGUUAUUAUUUAAAAACGAAACAGGAUAUGGAAACAAAGAUGUUUUAAGGCUGUAUUAAUACAUACAAAAUUAACAGAGUAAUAAGUGCUAUAGCUUCAUUAAAAUGCAGUUAACUUGGUGUUAAAUAAGACCGAGGGGGUGCCUCGAGAUUAAAUAAAUUUGUGAAUUUCUAUUAUGCAAACAUUCCUACAUAGUGAGGGUGUAGUUACUGUCGUGCAAUGACUAGACCGAACAAUUGUUUUCAGCUUUUUUUUCUAAAGCGUUUUCCUACUUUUGAUAUAUACAUUUGCUGAACUUGUGUGAAAGAUAGUUUUUUUUUGUUUUUUGUUUUUUUUUGUACAAAGGAGAAAUAAGUU